AUCUCUGGUGGCUUGACAAAUCUAAAAUUUGCACUGUAAUUGUUCAACUAUUUUUUGUGAAGGAGUACGAUUUUUUUUGUAAAUUGUAAUAGAGAUAAAAAGAACAUUAUGCCCGAAGCCACUAAAGCUGAAAAGAAACUAGCCUCUUCUUCCAGUGAGAAGAAGGAACAAGAUCCAAAAGCGGCCACAGAUAAGAAAGACCCUAGCAAGGAUGAAAAAGAACAAGAAUUAUCCGAUGAAGAUCAACAGUUGCAGGAAGAAUUGGAUAUGCUGGUCCAACGCCUUCAAGAACCCGACACCAAAUUGUAUUUACCUGCUUUGGAAAUGAUGGCGAAGUUAAUUAGAGCUUCUACAACCUCAAUGACAUCUGUGCCCAAGCCGUUGAAAUUCAUGAGACCACAUUAUGAAACCAUGAAGAAUUUGUACAAGCAAAUGCCCGAUGAGAAGACAAGGCAUUUAUGUGCUGAUGUCAUAUCGGUCCUCUCCAUGACCAUGGGAAGUGGAAAGGAUUGUUUGGCCUAUAGAUUUUUGUGCGAUAGAUCACAAAAAAUUGGCGAAUGGGGUCAUGAAUAUGUUCGUCAUCUUUCCGGUGAGAUUGCUGCUCACUAUUUGGAUACUUCCGGGGAAUUCCGUUCGCAGCUUAUAGAAUUGGUUAAGCAAAUUAUACCCUACAAUAUGGAACACAAUGCUGAGGCCGAUGCUUGUGAUUUACUGAUUGAAAUUGAUCAUUUGCAUUUGCUGCAGGAUUACGUUGACGAGUCGGCAUAUCCUCGAGUUUGUUUGUAUCUUCAAUCAUGCUAUCCAUAUGUCCCCGAACCCGAUAAUACCAUUAUCUUGGAGACCGCUUUGCAAUUGUCUCGCAAAUUCAAUCAAUAUACUCAGGCCAUGCGUUUGGCCUUGAUGCUUAACGAUAUUGACAAGAUCACAGAAAUUUUCAAGGAAUCCAAGGAUGCUGCUGUCCAAAAACAAUUGGCAUUUAUGCUGGCCCGACAGCAGGUCUGUUUGGAGUUGGAUGAAUCUUUCCCCGACUAUGACGACUUAAUGGAAAUAAUGUCAAAUGCAAAUUUGAAUAAACAUUUCUUGAAUUUGGCUAGAGAACUAGAUAUUAUGGAGCCAAAGACACCAGAAGACAUUUACAAGUCCCAUUUGGAUAAUGCAAGAACAAGAUUUGCUUCAAUUCAGGUGGAUUCUGCUAAGCAAAAUCUAGCCGCAAGCUUCGUAAAUGGCUUUGUUAAUGCUGGCUUUGGUGUUGACAAGCUGCUCUCCGAAGACGGCAACAAGUGGUUGUACAAGAACAAGGAGCAUGGCAUGUUGUCAGCCACUGCAUCUUUGGGUCUUAUCCUAUUGUGGGAUGUCGACGGCGGUCUAACCAUGAUUGACAAGUAUUUAUACUCCACCGAAGACUACAUCAAAUCUGGUGCUUUAUUGGCUUGUGGUAUUGUCAAUUGUGGUAUACGCAAUGAAGUCGACCCCGCCCAUGCUUUGCUUUCCGACUAUAUUCACAACCAAAACACCUCUAUGCGUAUUGGGGCGAUUUUGGGCUUGGGCAUAGCCUAUGCCGGUUCAAAUCGUUCUAUUGUCAUUGACACCUUGAAGACCGUUUUCUCCACCCCUCCAAGUGUCGAAAUUAUGGGAAUCACCGCUCUUUCUCUAGGGCUCAUUGGUGUUGGGUCCUGCAAUGCUGAAAUCACAGAGAUUCUACUACAGACUAUCAUGUUUUUGACGAAGUCGGACUUGAAGGAUACCUUUGCUCGAUUCCUAUUCUUGGGUUUGGGUCUACUCUAUCUUGGUCGUCAAAAGGCUACUGAAGCUGUAAUGCUGACUUUGGAAGUUGUGGAAGAGCCUUACAAAUCAAUGGCUACCACCAUGGUGGAUAUUUGCGCUUACGCCGGCACUGGCAAUGUGUUGAAAAUUCAACAACUUUUACACAUUUGCUCAGAUCAUUAUGAGACUGCAGCUAGCAGCGAAAGUGAUGAUAAGAACAAAAAGGAUAAAAAUAACAAAGAAAAGGAAAAGGCCGAAAAAGAGAAGGAAAAAGAGAAGGAUUUAUCGGCAACACAGUCCAUUGCUGUAUUAGGCAUUGCUCUCAUUGCUAUGGGUGAAGAUAUUGGCGCUGAAAUGGCGUAUCGUUCAUUCGGAAACUUACUGCGUUACUGCGAACCCUGCAUACGUCGUGCUGUACCCCUUGCAUUAGGGCUGAUAUCUGCCUCCAAUCCCAAACUUAACAUUUUGGAUACUUUAAGCAAGUUCUCCCACGAUAGUGACGCCGAAGUUGCCCACAAUGCCAUUUUUGCUAUGGGUCUUGUUGGUGCUGGCACCAAUAAUGCCCGUUUAGCCGCUAUGUUACGUCAAUUGGCCCAAUAUCAUUCAAAAGAUCCCAGCAACCUGUUUAUGGUGCGCAUUGCCCAAAGUUUAACGCAUUUGGGUAAAGGUACUCUUACUCUCAGUCCGUACCAUAGUGAUCGUCAACUUAUGAAUCCCAUGGCAGUUGCUGGUCUUAUGGCCGCUUUAGUGUCCCUACUCGACGUUAAAAAUCUAAUUUUAGGACGCUCCCACUAUCUGUUGUACACAUUGGUGCCAGCCAUGCAGGCUCGUAUGUUGGUCACAUUUGAUGAGGAUCUCAAUCAAUUACAAGUGCCCGUGCGUGUUGGUAUGGCUAUCGAUGUUGUGGGACAAGCUGGUAAACCCAAAACCAUUACUGGCUUCCAGACACACACUACACCCGUGCUAUUAGCGAUGGGUGAACGCGCUGAAUUGGCCACAGAAGAAUACAUCGCUCUGACACCUAUAAUGGAAGGUUUUGUAAUACUUAAGAAAAACCCCAAUUAUGUAAAAUAAGUAGUGCGUAUCUGAAUGCAGAACGAGAAAAAUUGUAAGUUAAAAUUUAUCAACUAUAUAUAGUGUGCUUUUCAUCGAUUUCUAACAUACUCUAUAAAAAGGCUUUUCACAUUACAUUGCUGCAAACGAUAACAUAAUUAUUUGUAGUGACCCAACUAAAGUAAAUGUAAUGUUUCAGUCCUUAGUCAUUCAUAAUGAGGACAUUAAAAUAAAAUUUUCUUUUUUUAA
Molecule: messenger RNA, 3066 nt
Organism: Stomoxys calcitrans (stable fly)
Lineage: Eukaryota; Metazoa; Arthropoda; Insecta; Diptera; Muscidae
Gene: Rpn1
Product: 26S proteasome non-ATPase regulatory subunit 2
Exons: 4
Coding region: 109-2838 (909 amino acids)
Biological process (GO): regulation of protein catabolic process; proteasome-mediated ubiquitin-dependent protein catabolic process
Cellular component (GO): proteasome storage granule; proteasome complex; proteasome regulatory particle, base subcomplex
Molecular function (GO): enzyme regulator activity
Source: RefSeq, a predicted model, not a curated record